AUGGGGCUGAGGGAGAUAGAGUCUACAUUGCCGCCGGGGUUCAGGUUCUACCCCAGCGACCAGGAGCUCGUCUGCCACUACCUCUACAAGAAGGUGACCAACGAGCGCGCCUCGCAGGGCACGCUCGUCGAGGUCGACCUCCACGCGCGCGAGCCAUGGGAGCUUCCUGACGUGGCGAAGCUCACGGCUAGCGAGUGGUACUUCUUCAGCUUCAGGGACCGUAAGUACGCCACGGGGUCGCGCACCAACCGCGCCACCAAGACCGGCUACUGGAAGGCCACCGGGAAGGACCGCGAGGUGCGCAGCCCGGCCACGCGCGCCGUCGUCGGCAUGAGGAAGACGCUGGUCUUCUACCAGGGCCGCGCCCCCAACGGCAGCAAAACCAGCUGGGUCAUGCACGAGUUCCGCCUCGACUCGCCGCACCUGCCACCAAGGGAGGACUGGGUGCUCUGCAGGGUGUUCCAGAAGCAGAAACUGGACGGCGAGCAAGACAACGCCCGCUCCUCCUCGCCGACCUUCGCCCGCUCGUCGCAGGUGGCGCAGGAGCUGCCCGUGAUGGACGCGAGCGGCGACCAGAUGAUGGGCUCGGGCGCCGCCGGCUUCGUGGCGCCACGGCAGGAGGAGUUGAUCUGUGGCCCCAACCCGUUGAUGAACGCGGCGAUGUGGCAGCAAUACAACUCGCUGCUUCUUGACCAGUACCCGCAGGAAGAGAUGGCGGGCAGCUCGCCGAUGAUGGCCACAGGAGGAGCGGGAGAUGAGUGCGGAUUCUUCUUCGACUCGGGGUUCGAGGACACGGCUACCCUUGGAACCAUGAGGUUCCCCCAAGCGUGGAGCUGA
Triticum turgidum subsp. durum (durum wheat) is the source of this 837-nucleotide messenger RNA. The record is from the annotation of a GenBank genome assembly. Lineage: Eukaryota; Viridiplantae; Streptophyta; Magnoliopsida; Poales; Poaceae.